This is a messenger RNA of Podospora pseudopauciseta, 828 nucleotides long. RefSeq lists its product as uncharacterized. The record is from RefSeq and is a predicted model, not a curated record. Lineage: Eukaryota; Fungi; Ascomycota; Sordariomycetes; Sordariales; Podosporaceae. Bases 1 to 828 code for a protein of 275 amino acids. The transcript is spliced from 3 exons.
AUGGACAAGUUCUACCUACACCUAGGCAAAGAUUCUGUCCAGCAAAAUACCAGCAAAGGUAUUCUGGCCCGGCGACGACACUACCCUGUUGAUUCUGUUGCCCCUUCUCAGACUGAGCCAGCCCAUCGUGUCACCAGGAACCUCAUCGAACGUGACGGCAUCCAUCGGGUCCUCGGGGUGUGUCUCUACUGUGCUGUCGACCUCGGCCGGCUUGGCUCUCCCACGGUUAUCGAUGACGUGCAUGCCCCUUGUCCACUGGCCGCAGGUCUCGACUCGGAUGUCUUCUGGCUUGGGCACAGUCGUCCACUCGGGAUGGUCGCGCGUCAGCAUGUACCAGAUGGUCAGCGGGUCAUGAAGGGACAGGCCCUCGUUGUGGCCCUCGCCGAGCAUCGAGUCAAUCUUGUUAAAAGUGCCAUUCAAAAAGGUUUCGGUCCAUUUGGCAAGGGGACUGCCUUGUUUCAGCAGCGGCUGGAUCUUUUGGUUGAAAGUCUCCUUGUGGAGCUCGUGGGGAGUAGUGAUAUCCAAGGGGAACAAGCUCAGCUUGAGUUGACGGGGCAACUUCUCAGGAUAGGCACCCAGGACCGACUUGCCGUGUAUUUUGAACUCGGCCACAGGAGUCACGUUUCCGAUGGUGUUGACAGCACCCCCCAUCACAACAAGCUCCUUGACGCGGAGGAAGGUCUCAGGGUCCUUGGCGGCUGCGAGGGCAACGUUGGUGAGUGGCCCAACGGCAACGACUGUGAUGGUGUCCUCUGGCUCUUCCCUCAAGAUGCGGAGGAUCUCCUCGUGGGCAGGACCCUUGCUAGGGCUGAAGAAACGGGAGAAUGA